Molecule: messenger RNA, 9966 nt
Organism: Patella vulgata (common limpet)
Lineage: Eukaryota; Metazoa; Mollusca; Gastropoda; Patellidae
Product: D-glucuronyl C5-epimerase B
Exons: 11
Coding region: 772-2544 (590 amino acids)
Biological process (GO): heparan sulfate proteoglycan biosynthetic process
Cellular component (GO): Golgi apparatus
Molecular function (GO): heparosan-N-sulfate-glucuronate 5-epimerase activity
Source: RefSeq, a predicted model, not a curated record
UGGCAAGGUAAGUUUGUCAAAACGAACGCAUAUUUAUAUAGUUUACUGAGCAUAUUUACUACAUCUACCGUGGGGAUAUUUUACAAAGAGGGAUGCCGAAACACAGUGCCAGAUAAUAUAGCGUGAUAACAAACUCAUUCACCAUUGGAAAAGACAGAAAGAGAGAGUGAAAAGUGCCACAGGCAUAGUUUUACAGCUGUGAAAAGCCACAAGUAUUUUACUAAUAGUAUAGAGUUGGCUGUUAUUGUGUUUAGAUGUUUUAGUAUAUACGUUAUUUGGUAAAGAAAUACUGGGCUACUUAUAAACUUGAGUACCAUUUCCUGAUCCUAUAACAUAGUUUGUUUUAAGGUGUGUUGCCAACCAAUGAUAUGUCAGGAAUUUUGACGAGUUGUGAUAACAAAAGGAUUAUAAAACCGUGUAACACCUAGGGCCGUAAAACGAACAAUUUAGAACUAACCAGGCUUCUACCGUAAACUAUAAACUCAAUCAUCAAUGGGUCAUUCUGUGUCCAUUUAACGGCUAGGAAGAUAAAAGAAUAAUGACCAGUAAUACUGUAUUGAUCACCUUGUGUUUGUAAAGGUCUGUGGUUGAAUAACUCGAUUUUUUAUAUGUAAGAAGAGUAAAACAUUGAAGAUUACCACUUCAGACUUGGAUAGAAGAAAAUUUGACUGACUUUGAAAAAUGAACAAAUGCAGACUGAUACAAAAGUGAAGAAGAUUCAUUUUCCUGGAAAUAAAAGCUUGUGACAGAUGGCUGAAACAAUGAUAGAAAAUGAUGAGGGUAAAUAGAUUGGUCAAGUUAAUUGUGAUAGUUCUGUGUUGUUCUUUAUUAUUGUCCUUCUGUUUCUGGAGUCAAUGUAAUCAACCACAACAUAUCAACAAUGUGGACCAGCGACCAGACACCGGGGGUAACGUGAAUUACCAGGCCAGAUUUCACAAUCGAGAUACCAAUUCCUUGAAAAAUACCAAAGAAUUAUCGGUGUCAACCGAUUUAAAGUAUCAUGAGAUAGAUUGCGUUAUUAACGGAGAAUAUAGAAUUAAAUGUCGACGGGAGUCAAGUGAUGUCUUCGUACCGUUUUCAUUCGUUCAAAAAUAUUUUGAGAUAUAUGGUAAAAUCUCGACUGAAGAUGGUUUUGAGAAGUUAGCAUGGGAACAUAGUUAUUCUACAGUACAUCGUCCCCGUGAACACUAUUCACCCGGGGGAGUGUUCAUGUCGUUUGAAUUCUAUAAUGUGGAAGAGAGAGAUAGAGUUCGAUGUAUCAGUGGUAUGGAAGGUGUUCCGUUAUCCACACAAUGGACACCAGCCGGACAUUAUUACCCGAUACAGAUAUCACAGUUUGGAUUAAGUCAUCUCAGUAAAUAUCUAACUCAAGGAGAACCAGAAGUUUUAGUUCUAGAAGACGGAGAAGAUGACCAUUUAGAAAACUGGAUUUUACCUGACAAGCGAUAUAAGCUACAACUACUGAAAGAUGCUACUUUAGGAACUACAGUUGUAGAAUUCACAACAUCAGAUUCUCUGAAAUAUCCAGGUAUAUCCAUUCCAGCAGACGAGAAAGAUGAUUUUGUUCUUUGUGCUGAUUUACGCUUCGCAUCAAACGGCAGUAUUACAGUUACCAUAGAAACACCAAAUCUUCAGUUAUUUCACAUACAUUAUGUCCUCAGUUCAAAACUUAUCUCCCUUGAUGGUCAUGAUAUUUAUUAUGGUCUCGGGGAACGAAGGGGACAGUGGAUGCACAUCACGCGUACAGUGUCCGUAGAUUUCGACAAGGGUUUAGCAUUAAAAUUUAAUAAAGUGAAAAGGACUAAGAUGAAGUUAAAGGUGUCACGAAUAACAGAUGUGAGCGUCAGAGGUCACGGUUGGUUGGAUAAUUUAACGUUAUCGACCACAGCGCAUUUAGACAAUUUUUAUAAUGCCGCAAACUGGUUGGUCUAUCAUCAAAACGAUCGGGGUGGUUGGCCAAUCAUGGUGCAACGAAGUCUCAUUCCAGGUGUCCUUGAACUUCCACCAGGCUGGUAUUCGGCCAUGGCCCAAGGUCAAGCUAUGUCCUUGUUAGUGCGCGCUUAUCUACGCACGCAAAAUACGAAAUAUUUACAAGCGGCGGUGGACGCUUUAAAAUUAUUUGAAAUAGACAGUACACAAGGUGGUGUUUUAACAAAAUUUGCCAAUCGAUACGAUUGGUACGAGGAAUAUCCCACAACUCCUAGUAGUUUUGUGUUGAACGGUUUUAUAUAUUCCUUACUAGGACUUUACGAUUUAAAAGAAGUGACAGAUGGCGAAGAUUCCAAGAUGGCCUCUAAACUAUAUUCUAACGGCAUGCAGACAUUAAAGAUCAUGUUAUUGAUGUUUGACACGGGAUCGGGAACAUUCUACGAUUUACGUCAUAUCACAUUAGGUAUCGCACCGAACCGUGCACGUUGGGAUUAUCACACAACUCAUAUCAAUCAACUUCUGCAACUUAGUGUCAUCGAUGACGAUCCGUUGUUUAAGAACACAGCACAACGAUGGAUGGACUACAUGAAAGGAAAACGCUCUAAACAUAAUUGAAAAAAUUCCACGAAAUACAUAAAUUAUAUUUUUUGCUUCUGCAUGUUUUUCGUUACAUACAAAACCACCAUCGUAAUAUUCUUUUCAUGAAAACCUUGAGUUUUGUGUUAUAUCUGAAGGUUGUAAAAUAUUUCUCGUAAAUAUAAACAAAUGAUAUUGCGUUUUUAAUCGUUAACAUCUUCCAAUUAUUGUCUUCUGUGAAGCUUUUUUAUUUGUAUAACGCCAAAAAUAUAUAAACUAAAGCCUGUCUCACACGAGUACGUCACUAUUCUCCAUAACCCCUUGUGCUAGGUUUUUGUGUAGGUCAAUGUAGGCUGUGAGAGACCACAAUUUGGUAUCCUGAUGUGGUCAGCCGACAUACCACUUAUAACAGUGUAGCGCAUGCUUCGUGUGAGAGUUGCUUUAGGAUGAAAAUAAGAAAAAUUGAAAAGCGAGGAACAAGUGUUGUAUUUAUAUUUUAUAACUGUAUAUUUAAUAUGGAAGUUGUUCAUAUUGAACAAUUGUUAUAGAACAUUUUAUUAUUAUAAUUAUUAAAACAUGCUGUAUAGCUUCAUUUAUUUUAUUCAACUUUCUCUUGAUCAGGUGCCUGUUUCACGAAAUUUUAACUAAAGAUAAAAUCCAAUUUUAGUAGAUACUUCAAUUUUGAUUGGCUAAGCACUAAAAUCAAUCUAAUAUUAUCCAAUCAAAUUACUAAAAUUUGGAUUUUAUCUUAGUUAAAAUUUCGUGAAACAGGCCCCAGACCCGGAAAUAACGAUUUGUACAAAAGGCUUUAAUGAACUUGUACCUGCCAUCUUGAAUCUGUACCUGCCAUCUUGAAUUAAGAAUAUUAGUAACAACACUAAAGAAACGUGCCUGAUAAUGUGUGAAUUUGUGCCUGACGAUGUCUGUGACAGGUGCUUGUAUUUCCAGGCUUCGUAACAAUAUCUGUUGUAGGGUGGUGUUUUGAUAGAUAAUUGAUUGAAGCAGUGGUUAUGAUCAUUAUAUGUUAAAAAUGCUUAUUACCAUUGCUGGUACUGUUGUGAAUUAAUUUUAUUUUAUUUUUAGAAAUAUAAACCAGUGUUUUUACAAAUGUUAUUUCUCUACUUAAAGGGGAAUUCCAACCAUUUUCAACAAGAUGUUUAUAAAUUUUAAAUUUAUCAGUAUAUAUUUAAGAUUUAUGGAAACCUUGUUAAAAAACGUUGGUCUUCCCCUUUAAAUGUCUCUGGGUGCCAUUUGCAUUUUUCAGAAAAUAUCAAAUUUUCUACGACUUCAUCCUCGUUGAAAUGUACUCAAAUUGAUUAAUAAAACAAAACCAAAAAAUCAACGGUAAACAAUCUUUCGGCUUGGAUUCAAUCGAAUUAUAAAGGGUUUCUAAGAUACGGUCCAUUAAAUUUUUGUGAUUUCGGCCAAGAUUGGCAUAGCCACCAACCACCAAUGUUCAAAUUUGUCCAUAGCUUAUUAAUCGAUUUGUCAAAAUUGUUGAAAUGGGUUUUUCUGGAUGGCCAAUUCCACAAAUUUAUAAGCAUAUAAACCACAUUUCAUCCAAAUUGAAGGGGUUACCGUUUACCUCAUUGCCUGAUAUUGCAAGGAAUAACCGUAUUACACUACAAGGGUUAGGGUUAGAACUUUAUUUAUAAUCAGCUUCUUUAAACUGCACUGCUUAUUAUAGUUAAUUUUAUUUAGUAGACAGUAAAAUGAAACCUAAAAAAAACCUUAUUUAAUCCAUUGAAUAAAACCAAUUUAUAACGAUGAAUGUAAAUGAAGGUUAUUUGUAUAUUAGUAACGGAAUAUAUUCGUCAAGAUAAGUAAUAGUAUAUUAUCAAAAUCGAAAUAUAUUUAUUAAUCAUCUAUCUCAAUCUGAUUAAAAUACAGAUCUAUAUUUCAUUUCGUUUCUUUAUAAGUUCGAUGGGGGGGUUGGAUGGCCGAAUGGUUAGCAGGUGCGCGCUGUAUCAUUGAGUCAACUGGCGUGGAUUCGAAUCCCCAGUUGUACGUGACAAGGAGUAGGGUCGCCUGUCCAACCUCGUGGGUUUUCUCCGGGUCCUCCGGUUUCCUCCCACUGCUAAAGACCCCUACGCGCAAGCGAAUUAUUGAAAAAAAAAUUUAACCAUAUGUUAGUCCUGAAAUGACCUAGUUUGUGUCGAGUGGACGUUAAUCUCCAUAUCUCUCUCUCUCUAUAAGUUCGAUGGCUUGUACUACUAGUACAAGGUUGUGUCAGGGGUCAUACGAGCAGCUUUUGAGCCUAUGACAUCAGACAUUUGAUUAACCAAUCAGCGUUGAUGUUUCUAGUGGGUUACCCACUCAUGCCAAAAACUCGCUGUAACAGACCAAUUCAUUGGCUAAUGCCUCACAUCAGCCUGAACACGAGUUAUAUAAUAACUCUUUCAGAUCCUAGUGUAGUAGAGACAAGAAAAACGAAAUUUUGAACGAUAAAACGAAACGAAAUAGGAUCUGUAUUUAAAUCAGAUUGCGUCUAUCUAUAUAAAAUAUUACCUCAUGCUUAUUUAAUUAUGGUCAUAAAACAGGAAUAAUACACCAAUAGAUGAUAUAUGUAGCUCAUGGAAUCCACUGUGGCUCAGUGAGUCAAUCUAUGGCUCUCUAACCAAGAGAUCUCGGGUUCACUUCCUCAGGAUUUAUCUAGUGUGGUUUCUUCUUGUCAAUGGUGCAGGACGGAAGGUCUGGCAAGGAACAAUGUCUAUUUCUUCAGAUGGCACGAUAUACUGAGGUCCCAUGUACACAUUGGCUUGCGACGUCAUACUGAGGUCCCAUGUACACAAUGGCUUGAAAUGAUAUAUUGAGGGCCUGUGUACACAUUGGCUUGCGACGUCAUACUGAGGUCCCAUGUACACAAUGGCUUGAAAUGAUAUAUUGAGGGCCUGUGUACACAUUGGCUUGCGACGACAUACUGAGGUCCCAUGUACACAAUGGCUUGAAAUGAUAUAUUGAGGGCCUGUGUACACAUAGGCUUGCGACGACAUACUGAGGUCCCAUGUACACAAUGGCUUGAAAUGAUAUAUUGAGGGCCUGUGUACACAUUGGCUUGCGACGACAUACUGAGGUCCCAUGUACACAAUGGCUUGAAAUGAUAUAUUGAGGGCCUGUGUACACAUUGGCUUGCGACAAUAUACUGAGGUCCCAUGUACAUAUUGGCUUGCGACAAUAUACUGAGGUCCCAUGUACAUAUUGGCUUGCGUCGACAUACUGAGGUCCUGUGUACACAUUGGCUUGCGACAACAUACGGAGGGCCUGUGCACACAUUGGUUUGCGCAUAAAGGAACCCUUGAUAGUUUGAAUUCCAACGAAGAGUAGGCCAUAAUUUGACUGUUUGGACAAAAUUUCCGUCAUCCCUCAUAGCACACUGCAUGGCAUUUAUAAGUCUUCAUUGACUCGCUUUGAAAUGGUGCUGAAUUGAAACUUUUAAACAUAUGAUCGUCUGAUUGGUGUUUGAUUAGCGUUGUUUUGUUGUAGUCAUGACGACAGAUAAACUGACGAUGUGUUCAUCACACCACAUGUUUUUAUAUAGAACGUUGAUUUAAAGAUUAAAUGCUCAAACUCUUCAUGACAGGGAUAACAGAAAAAAAAACAAAAUACAACUUAUGUUUGUUUGUUUGUUUUUGUCUCAGGCGAAAUAAGUUAUCUACACGUUGUACAAAUUAAACAAAAGUUGAUGACAUGCCCAAUAAAUGAAGAGAGGAACUUCGAAUAAUGAAGUCUGAUUUGGUUGUGAGACUGUAAAUUAUAUGAAUAUGGUACUUGUAGAUAUUAUAUUCAAUGUUUUGGGAAUAUUUGGGUCAGCUUUUUCGUUAUAUCAUAUUUCCCUAUUUUUGUAUGAGGUAAAUAAUCAAAAUAUUUAUAAGUGUUCGUUAAACGAAUAUCUCUCGACAUCAAAAGAUAAUACAAAAUUCUGGAUAUGUUCAACGUAAACAAAAGAUUUUCUACCUCAUAGCUUUCCUUUGUUUUAUUACGUUUUUUUUUUUCAAGAAAUAUCUCCUCAAGUCAUUUAUAUCACUUUGUUAAAUUCAUUUUUUAUUUUAGGGAUACAUAUUGAUAUUGAACAUUUAGAAGGACAAUUUGGAAAUUUUAGCAACGCAAACUUUUUAAUAUCCAAAUCAUGCAUUUAAUCCAAACAUUUAAUUGUAAUUCUUUUUUAAAUAGUUCUAAUAUAAUUAACCCUUUCGCAGUUGGUACAUUUAAAUAUUGAUGAACAUGUUUUCUUGAAAAAAAAUUGAGAAAAGUGAUAUAUUUUGUACAAGUAUCCCGAAAAUACUGCCUCAAACCACCUGAGUCACAUGAACAGCUUCCCCUAUUCAUGUGAAUCGGGCAAUCUAAGCAGCGCUAGUUUUGGGAGGUAUAAAGGGUUAAUAUCUAACCAUGUGGCUGUACGAUUUAUACAUUGAUUUUGAUUGGUCAAGAAGAACAUCUAGCCACGAUUUUAGAUUUUUAUAUAUUAAAGUUAUUUUAAUUAAUAUUUUUACCAUAAUACAUUUAUUUAAUUUCCUGUGAGUUUUACGUAAGUGAUACAUCUUUAACAAUUUUAAUUAGAUCCUUAGAAGAUUAAGAUUUUAAGGCUCAAAUUACUUAAGGCCCAUAAUUUCUAUUCUAAGAAGAUAGUGAAUGUUUCUAUAAUUUAAGGCCCAAAUUUUAUGUUUUUAUUUUGAUUCUGGGAAGAUUAAGAAUUUAAGACCUAUAUUUUCAUUUUUAAGAGGAUUAAGAAUUUUCAAGUUAAUUAAGGUGCAUAUUUUCUAUUCUAAGAAGAUUAAGGCCCGUGUUUUACAUUUUUAAGUUGAUUCUGAGAAGAUUAAGAAAUUUCCUUUUAUUUAAGGCCCAUAUUUUCUAUUCUAAGAAGAUUAAGGCCCACGUUUUACAUUUUUAAGUUGAUUCUGAGAAAAUUACGAAAUUUCCUAUUUUUUAAGGCCCAUAUAUUUUCGAUUGUUUGUGAUAUUUGUAUAUAGAUAUGAUUUAAAGCAUUCCAUUAAUAUUGUAAUUAACCUGGAGUUGUAAAUAUCUUAAUGUGAUUCAUCAUUAUAAUAAUAAUAAUAAUAAUAAUUGUAUUAAAGUAACCGUAGCAGCAGCUCAGUGCUUCCUACAUGUGUAUGUGUGUGUAUAUUUACGUUUUUUUUUCUUUAAUGUGCGCCGUUUUUUGUUUGAAGGGACCUGAUACCCUAUUGAUAUUCUUAUUUGAUUGACAUUUCAAAAAGUCCUAAGAUAAGAUUUUAUUUUAUAGAGAAGAGCAUGGAAACACUGUGAAAGUCAAUACAGUAAAUUACAAUUAGGGCAUCCAAAGGUUGCGGUUUUACAAAAUGAAUAACAAAUUUAUCGAUAUACUAAAUUAUAUUAGAUAAUGCUAUGAUUAACAGUACUUAUUCAAUCAUUUAUUGAUAUCAGUUGUAUCAAGCCCCUGCAUGUUUUUUAAAAUUAAGAAAAGGAGGGCGGGGGGAGGGGGAGGACUCACAUUUACAUGAAGAUACUGGAUACAAAUUGUACCACUGGAAAUACCCAAGUCAUAGAAUAUUUCAGAUAAUGGUGUAAUGAAACUAUAUACUAGAGUUAUCUCCCUUAUAAUGUCAAUACACAACAUUUACUUGCAGUUACCGUAACAGAAGUCAAUUCUUAUUGGAUGUUUAAUUUCUCUUUGUAAGGGCUUCAUGUUUGUAAAUAUUCAAUAAUUAACUUUGAUAUUUAACAAUUAACUGUAAUGUAUUUCUUUUCAAUCCACUAAAAUUUUAUUUUUAAUAUCUUUGUAAGUUAAACUUUAUCCUGAGUAAGAACUAUAUUUAAGGCAUGACUCUUGUUUUCAUUGUUUCAAGCUAACCCGGCUAGAGGACUUAGCUGUCAGUAAAUUUAAAUGCCUUAAAGUUAAUUAACUUUAAAAUACAAUAAGUAUAAUUAAAUUUAUAAAAACACUUCAAAUUAUAUAUUUAAAGAAAUUUGGACGAUUAUGUUUGAUCCAACUCCCUUUUUUAAUCAUCGAUAUGUCAACAAAGGAUUUUGUGACAUGAACAUGUCUCAUUCACAUUGAUAACUAGAACCCUAACCCUAACUCUAAUCCCUAACCGAUUAACAUUUUGGGAGGUAGGAGUUAAAAUGGGGGUUCAGUAUUUUUUGGGGGAUAAAAUGGAGUCAGAUCAAACAUAAUCGCCAAACUUGAUAAUGCUAAAAAUGGUCAUAUUUUUUGGGACUUUUUUUUUUAAAUGAUAGCACUAGUAGUCUAUAAAGGUUGAUGUCAACUUGGGUAAUAGCAAAUGGUGUUUAGUAACCUAGUAAGGCAUAAAGACCCAUCUUAACUUGGGUAAUAACACAUUAUGUUUAUUAACCGAGUAAUAAAGACCUAUAUCAACUUGUGUAAUAACACAUGCUGUUUAAAGACCUAUAUUAACUUGGGUAAUAACACAUUAUGUUUAUUAACCUAGUAAUAAAGACCUAUAUUAACUUGGGUAAUAACAAAUGCUGUUUAUUAACCUAGUAUGCUACAAAGACCUGUACUAACUUGGGUAAUAACAAAUGGUUUUUAUUAACAUAGUAUGCUGCAAAGACCUAUAUCAACUUGGUUAAUAACGCAUGGUGUUUAAAGACCUAUAUCAACUUGGGUAAUAACAAAUGGUGUUUAUUAACCUAGUAAAUAAAACUUACCUCAUCUUAUAUGUGAGGAAUUAUAAUAAAUGGUGUUUAUUAACCUAGUAUAUGAAACUUGCCUCAUCAUAUAUGUGAGGAAUUAUAAUAAAUGAUUCUGUUUUUGGGUAAUAAUAAAUGGUGUUUAUUAACCUAGUAUAUGAAACUUGCCUCGUCAUUUGUGUGAGGAAUUAUAAUAAAUGAUUCUACUGUUUUUGUUUGUUAGUAUUUGUGAAAUCUGAUUAAAAUACAAACCUAUAUUUUCAGGGGUGGGGGCGGGUUAUACUUUCGAUUGCCUUCACUACUUGAAGAUCUGACCGGAUGUAGUGGUAGGUCGCGUCAGGUGUCACGACUUUUGACCCUAGGAUGUCAGACAUUUGAUUCACCAAUCAGCUUUGAUGUUUCAAGUGGGUAUUUUAAAAUACAACUUUUGCUUUGUGUUCUUUGUCUUCACCGUGCACCGAAUGCCAAGAACUCGCCGCAAUUCACAGACAGUUUCAUUGGCUAAUCCCUCACCUCAACCAGAACCCGGGUUAUAUAACAACUCUGCCAGAUCCUAGUGUAGUGAAGGCAAAUAAAAACGAAAUUUUAAACUUUAAAAAACAAAACGAACAAAAUAGGAUCUGUGUUCCUAACCCUAACCCUAGGAUCUGUGUUUUAAUCAGAUUGGUUAUUUGUGCAUCUUGCAAUUUGUGCUGUGUUCAGAUUUGUUUUAUUGUCAUGUCUUCUGGUAAAGGUCAUGUAAGGUUGUUAAUAUAUAUAUAUAUAUAAAAAUAAAUAUUAUAUAUAAUGUGUAAAUCUAAAACAAAAAACGAAUUAAAAUAACAAAUAUUAUAA